Molecule: messenger RNA, 1305 nt
Organism: Echinostoma caproni
Lineage: Eukaryota; Metazoa; Platyhelminthes; Trematoda; Plagiorchiida; Echinostomatidae
Source: the annotation of a GenBank genome assembly
AUGACCCACGAAAGUGAUUUCACCGAUAGCGAGGUGCAAGCGGAUAUCCAGGUUCGUACACGUCGUGUCAGCGAAGUGACAAAACCGGGAACGAGAAAAAAGUUGAAAUGGCAUCAACUGCUCAGUGUGGACUAUGUGCUUCAGUAUGUGUGCACCCUCAUAUGGGUCUCCUUUUUCAUGUUUAUGGCCCUCAGUAGCUGGAUGUUAUGGUUCACUCUUGUUGCAUGGCUUCUGCUUCAGUUGCCUCACAUGUACACAAUAUACACGGCGUCCAGAAGGGAAGGUUCUGACGUAUCAGAGAUGGAGUUCGAUCGGGUUACCUUUCGAUUCAUCGCUGUACUGAUCUGUUUUCUAGCUUAUCAGAUUCAUUGGAUUCUGGACCGGAAGUCUGAGGAACGUGGAUCACAUCCGAAACCAUGGGUUCGAAAGCUGGUUAUAUGGGGGUACUUGCGCCGAUAUUUCCCCAUAAAUAUGAUUCUAUCAGAUGAGAUUCGUUUGCAACAACAACAGCCCAAACAGAACCAACAGACUGAUGACACGCUACAAGAGAUUACUUGCAAUCCAAUCCUGUUCCCGGCGGAUCAAAACUAUUUGGUCGGUUAUCACCCACAUGGGAUUUUCGGUGUUGGAGCAUUUGUGAAUUUCGGCACCGAGGCUACCGGUUUCUCCAGAAAGUUUCCUCAGCUUACACCCUGGUUAACCACUUUGGAAAUCAAUUUCAAAGCACCAAUUCAUAGAGAUCUAUUACAAUCUUUCAGUGCGUCAUAUGAGCCUCUAGUCAAAUGUACACAUAUAGUUAGUGCGACGUACGCAGGCAUUUCCUAUUUGCUGGACCCGAAUAAAUGUGGGAAACGCGGUAACAUGGUGAUCGUGGUUUUGGGAGGUGCCCCGGAAGCUCUGGACUCACGGCCAGGAAAAUAUGUGUUUCACACGAACCGGCGAUAUGGAUUUUUCAAGCUGGCACUUAUGACCGGUUCGGCGCUUGUACCUUGUAUCUCAUUUGGAGAACCGAAUAUGUACCACCAAGUUGAAAACCCGCCCGGUUGCCGACUUCGCAGUUGGCAAGAUCGCUUCACAGAAAUGGCCACAUUUUCUCCACCGAUUUUUUAUGCUCGUAUGUUGGUUCCGUACCGAACACCUAUCAAUACUGUAGUCGGUGCGCCCAUUCCAGUACCGUUGGUAGAGAAACCCUCAAGGGAACAAGUGGCCAAUUUGAAAGAGCUUUAUUUGGAAAAUUUGAACAAACUCUUCCAGAAAUAUAAACCCAUCUACGAUCCCGAUGCGGACGAAGUUGAAUUCUUUUAA